Sesamum indicum (sesame) is the source of this 883-nucleotide messenger RNA. Its product is annotated as SUMO-conjugating enzyme SCE1. The record is from RefSeq and is a predicted model, not a curated record. NCBI's taxonomy places the organism in Eukaryota, Viridiplantae, Streptophyta, Magnoliopsida, Lamiales, Pedaliaceae.
GCCAAGCGGAGUGUUCGAACUCCUCCAUAGACGGGACUGCUCUAUUUCGUUGUAUCUUUUUCUCCUCAGAAAGAGAAAUUGUGGGCUAGAGAGAGAAGUUUUGGAGAAGAAUGUCUGGAGGAAUUGCUCGAGGACGGCUGGCGGAAGAACGCAAAGCCUGGCGGAAAAACCAUCCCCAUGGUUUUGUGGCCAAACCAGAGUACCUUCCUGAUGGUACAGUCAAUUUAAUGGUGUGGCAGUGCACGAUCCCUGGUAAGGCCGGGACCGAUUGGGAGGGUGGUUUUUACCCCCUCACAAUGCACUUUAGUGAAGAUUAUCCAAGCAAGCCACCAAAGUGUAAAUUCCCCCAAGGCUUUUUCCAUCCUAAUGUGUACCCAUCUGGAACUGUUUGCCUCUCAAUCCUCAAUGAAGAUAGUGGGUGGCGGCCAGCCAUUACAGUGAAGCAAAUCUUGGUUGGCAUCCAAGAUUUGUUAGGUCAGCCUAACCCUGCUGAUCCAGCCCAAACUGAGGGAUACCAUAUGUUCAUACAGGACGAGGUUGAAUAUGGGAAGAGGGUUCGACAGCAAGCCAAGCAGUAUCCUCCUCUUGUCUGAAUACUUACUUUGUAAGAUUUCAUGAUCAUUGUGCAGCCUGCAAAGUUGUUCUGGGAAGUUUUGUUUUGGAACUGAAGACUAUUGCUUACCACAGUGAAUUGACAGCACUGUGUUGGUUAUUAGUAUCUGUUCAUGUGAAUGUUUUGGUCUGGUCAUAACUUUGUGCAUUGAGACCCCUAAUCUGGUUAAGUGGCUCACAGUCACAGUUGCUCGAAAUUCUGUAAUUAUAUUGUACCAACUAUGGAGGUGGUGUAUAGAUUGUUAAUGUUAAGGUUGCUUCUACCCUCAAA